Amblyraja radiata (thorny skate) is the source of this 1660-nucleotide messenger RNA. It is a transcript of the gene st6galnac, whose product is annotated as ST6 (alpha-N-acetyl-neuraminyl-2,3-beta-galactosyl-1,3)-N-acetylgalactosaminide alpha-2,6-sialyltransferase. Lineage: Eukaryota; Metazoa; Chordata; Chondrichthyes; Rajiformes; Rajidae. The coding region runs from base 277 to 1608 and encodes 443 amino acids. The record is from RefSeq and is a predicted model, not a curated record. The transcript has 9 exons. Gene Ontology annotation, molecular function: sialyltransferase activity.
ACUCCUGUUACAAUGUUAACACAGGAAGAUCAUUUUUCUAACCAUGCCUUUUGCGAAGUCGCCUUUAAUUCGCUUAACGGGCGGCGCUGUGAAACAGUUUAACCAGUGGGUGUUGCAUGUGUGUUUUUUUUUUCCCUUCCCCAGAGAUGAAUGGAUAGGGUUGGUUGUCGUUGGGUAGGUUUUUGAAUAAGUCUCUCUCUCUCUCUCUCUCUCUCUGUCCACAGCCCUGGUUUUUAAACCUCUUCCAGUCGACUCGCCUUUCGGAGUGGGAUUAAAAUGAGGAAGUUGAUUGUGAUCCUGAAGUUUGUGAUUGUGGGCGCAAGUUUGUUUUUCCUAUUUGUGAUCUACAAUCAAAUAAAUCCCAGGCUUACGUCGACACCUGUGGACAGUAAACUGCGGGAGGUGAAGUUACUUAAUGUUACAGACAAGAAGCUGAACGCUUUUGAGAAGUCGGAUGAACCCAGCGUUGAGGUGAACUUUUGGUACAGCUUUAAAAACAAGGAAACGGGGGAUAGAGGGAAUGCAAUGAAAAAUAUCUCCGGCACGCAUACCACGUCAAAACCUACAAAUCGGAAAAGCACCACCACGCCUUCGUACCUCGGAGAUUGGUAUCCAACCGAUAUCCCCUACCUUCAAACACAAUGCCCCGAGACAGCGAGAAGUCGACUGGUGAAAGUGGAAGAGUAUGCAGAUAUUUUUGUGGGAAACGUACCCGUUCUGCAGUGGAGUAAGCACGUGACUGAAAAGGCGUACCAGAGGCUGAAGCAUUAUAACGGUGCUCACGGCUGGGGUGUGAUCAGUUAUGAAGACCUAAAAGACACGCUGAGCUAUCUCAACACGACCGCAAACAUUGUCCUGUUUGAUGACUGGGAGCGAAGGUCAAACAAGACUUCAGUCUGCAUUCGCUGUGCGGUGGUGGGCAAUGGUGGCAUUCUCAACGGCUCUCGGAAGGGCAAGGAGAUUGAUGGCCACGACUAUGUAUUCAGAGUGAAUGGAGCCAUUAUUAAAGGAUUCGAGCAAGAUGUGGGAAGUAGAACUUCGUUUUAUACGUUUUCCACAAACACGAUGAGGAAUUCUCUGAACGCAUAUCACCGUGUGGGGUACACGGCCCUGCCACAUUCUGCGGAGACCAGGUACAUUUUUCUCCCAGAUCACAAUCGAGAUUAUUACCUGGUGAAAGCUGCAAUAACAAACACAGCCAUAACGAAGGGCCGAGACAAAUCACAAAGUCCACCUACUUACUUUGGAACGAAUGGAAAGGCGGAAAAAUUCAAGAUGUAUCAUCCGGACUUCAUCCGAUACGUACGGAACAGGUUUUUGAAGGCAAACAUUUUGAACUCGCGUCACCGUAACAUUUACCGCCCAAGUACCGGCGCAACCAUGCUGUUGGCUGCGAUCCAUUCAUGCGACCAGGUCACGGCCUAUGGCUUCAUGACGGAAGAUUAUGCGAACUAUUCUGACCAUUAUUUUGACCGGGUCUACCACAGAGUGGUGUUCUACUCGAACCACGACAUGAAAAUGGAAAUGCGAUUGUGGAGAAAACUCAAUGACUAUAAAGUAAUUAAUCUCUACACCAGAAAAAAGAAUGGGGACAAAAUGAAGAGAUGACACGAUACAACACAAAAUACUGUGCGGGGUUUUUUUCUUUUCUGAAGAAAUU